AAAUACUGAAGAGGAAGCUGACAAACCGAAAGCGUCAAAAGAGCUCAAGUUGUGUUCCUGCUGCACAAGAGCGUCUGUACUUCUGCAGGUGAUGGUCAGCGGCUGAUUGUUUCCUCAAAGCUCUGCUAAUGUCUGCAUUGGUGUUUUAGCUGCAGUAUGGCAGAGGAGCGAGUAAAGGACUCUCUCUCAGAGAAACACAGUGUGAGAUCAGGAUCAUGUGUGUCCAGCUCUGUGUCUCUGAAGAGUGACCGGUCUAAAGAGUGGAAUCCACUAAACUUUAGAGAGAAAACACCAUCAUCUGCUCAAAGUGUUGAAUAUGAGUUAGCAGAUUCAGGAGACGAGACUCACAGGAGACACAAGAGCUUCACAGACAAUCUCCAGUCAAUCUUCCAGAAUCUUGAGAGUAAAAUGAUCAGAUUUCUGAAGAAUGAACUGGAGAAAUUUAAGAAAAUCUUACAAGCAGAAAACAGACAAGAGUUUGUAAAGGACUUUAAUGAGAACAGAAGCAGAAUCACAGAAGCAGCUCUUGAUCUCACACUCCUCUUCCUGAGAGAGAUGAAGCAAGAUCAAGCUGCUGAUACUCUUGAGGAUGAGCUGCUCUUCAUUUAUCAGCUUAAAUGUAGCCUGAAGAAGAAAUAUCAAAGUGUGUUUGAAGGAGUUGCUCAGCAAGGAGACUCCACACUUCUGAAUAACAUCUACACAGAUCUCUAUAUCACUCAGGGUGCGAGUGAACAGGUCAACACUGAACAUGAGAUCAGACAGAUUGAAGCUGCUUCCAGACGUCAUCAGUCACUAGAGAUACAGGUUGAAUGCAAACAUUUGUUUGAAGCAGCUGAACAAGACGAGCAGAUCAGAACUGUCCUGACGAAAGGAGUUGCUGGCAUCGGGAAAUCAGUCUCUGUGCAAAAGUUUGUUCUGGAUUGGACUGAAGGGAAAGAAAAUCAAGACAUCAGCUUCAUAUUUCCUCUUCCAUUCAGAGAGAUGAACUUAAAGGAGAAAGAAAGACAAAGUUUAAAAGACCUCAUAACUCAGUUUUUCCCAGAGACUAAAGGACUGAACCUUACAAGAAGCACACGAUUCAAAGUCCUGUUCAUCCUUGAUGGAUUGGAUGAAUGUCGUCUUCCUCUGAACUGAAUCAGAAUCAGAAUCAGAAUCAGAAAGAGCUUUAUUGCCAGGUAUGUUCACACAUACGAGGAAUUUGUUUUCGUGACAGAGCUUCUACAGUGCAACAGGAUUACAGAGACAGGACAAAAAACAGAUAAUAAAUAUAUUUUUUUUAAAAAUAGAAGUAAGUAGUGAGUGCAAAUAUACAGA
Danio aesculapii is the source of this 1314-nucleotide messenger RNA. RefSeq names its product protein NLRC3. Lineage: Eukaryota; Metazoa; Chordata; Actinopteri; Cypriniformes; Danionidae. Bases 157 to 1134 code for a protein of 325 amino acids. The transcript is spliced from 6 exons. The record is from RefSeq and is a predicted model, not a curated record.